CAAGUUGUCGCCUUGGUUCAGAGUCAACCAGCUUUCAAAUCACUUUUGGAAUUCGCCUGCAAUGAUUUAUAUCUCGAUGCUGCCUACUACUUCAAUUUAUUGGCCGGUAUCUUUGGAUUCUCAGAAGUUCACAAUGAAACUCAUGUCGCUGCUCGUACCGCUGGAUUCCGUGGUCUCUUGCUCGACAUCCUUGAGCUUCUUCCAACUGAUGAACUUAAGGCUCUUUUAGACCAGAAGUUGAAAACCGAUUACUAUCUCCAAGUGGCUUUCCAGAAAAUCAAUUCGGAUGAAUUUGGUAGUAUAAUUGAAGCUCUUCAGGGAGAUGCUGCUUAUAACAACAUGAAGAAUCGCCUCCGUGGAUUGGGUGUUGAUGUUGAUUUCAUUAUUGAGACAAUCAGUAAGAUAUUUAAGCCUUAGUCUUUUUCGUUGAAGAAAAAUAUA
Molecule: messenger RNA, 441 nt
Organism: Hermetia illucens (black soldier fly)
Lineage: Eukaryota; Metazoa; Arthropoda; Insecta; Diptera; Stratiomyidae
Exons: 1
Source: RefSeq, a predicted model, not a curated record